This is a messenger RNA of Purpureocillium lilacinum, 840 nucleotides long. NCBI's taxonomy places the organism in Eukaryota, Fungi, Ascomycota, Sordariomycetes, Hypocreales, Ophiocordycipitaceae. The record is from RefSeq and is a predicted model, not a curated record.
AUGACGAUGUUCCUGCGUCUGCCCUUUGUUCCCCGGCUCGUGGGGCAUGGUUCUCCCGUUGACUUGGCAAUCGGCAUUCUUGGGCUGAAACAUGUGGACCUUUGCAGGUUGAGGAUUCAGGAACAGGAAACGCCUGCAGGCCGUCCCUGCCCACGCUACGCAGAGCUGCGUCUGCUGCGCCUGUGCAUUGAGCGUCUCGAGGCCCGGGGCGCUGAUGAGUGGUGUUGUUGGCCAAGACAUGGACGAGCAGAUGUGCGCUUGACAGCGGCGCCACGCCGAGUGCAGUUGGCGCUGGUGCUCCACGCUGUGAGGGAAGUACGGGGCACAGAGAGCUUCGCCCUGGGAGCGUUGACAUUGGGUCACACAGCAGAGCUCGACUUCGUCACCUGCGAUGCUUCGUUUGUCUGCAAAGGGCAGCACCAUCCGCAAUACAGAACAGUUGGGGUUGUGGCUGCUAACGCAGCCAUGACCGGAGGGCACGGCGGCCGUUGGUGGAUGGCAAAGCGCAAAGGUUUGUCCAAGCUCCUCUGUCAAAGGGAUGGGACCACCCGCAGCGGGAAGUGGAGAGGCGGGUGCGCGCGGCGCUGGUUUGUCUGCCACCAACACAGCAGACUCACUUGCAGGACCUCAUGUCGACUAACAGGCAGUUGGAGGCCCCGGGCAGCCCACGGAGCCGCAACCCACACGACGACGCAUCGACAUGUCGCCCGUUUCAUGGCUAUUUUUGCCGGGCUCUGUCGCUCGCCAGAGGCGCCUUCGCGCAGGGCAAGGCACGCCUCGGUGCAUCACGGCGCAGCGCCGCACGGCACCUGGCCCGGCCCACUCGCCGCCCGUGGUUAA